AGGGAAUAUCAGGAACAAGAAGCAAAAAGUUAGAGACGGAGGUUAAAAAGUAGGAUAUUAUUGUAAUAUUUGGUUGUGCAGGUAGGAAGAUAAUCUUCAGAGGAGGAGGACGAUAAGUCGGUUGAGGACAGCUGUUAGACAACUCACCUAAACUUCACAACUCUCAGCUGUCCAGAUGUCGCAGAGCGUCCUACACAUCUGUCUACUGGCCCUGAUGUCACUGCUGCUGCUAUUUUCUCCUCUUGGAUGGAGCAAAGAGGGACAAACCCCAGGAUGUCACCUAUAUCCCAUCAACGUGACCAUCCGCAGUGACCGUCGGGGAACUUGUAAAGGCACCCAUCUGGUGUACGCCUGCGUGGGCUACUGUGAGUCCAGUGCUUUCCCAUCCAGAUACUCCGUUCUGGUGGCGUCAAACUUCACGCACAACAUCACCUCUGCAUCACGCUGUUGCACCAUCAGCAAGGAUGCCAAGGUCAAAGUUCGACUGGACUGCCCACGAGGUCUGCACUACGACGAAAUCGAGAUCCUGACGGCAAAGGCAUGUCGAUGUGACAUGUGCCGCAAAUCACGCUACUGACUUUUUAUCGCUUCAGGACAAAAUGCAGCAAAUAUGAUUUGCAGGAUGAAAAGAUUAUAGUUUACAGAGAUAGAAAAAAAACACAAAAACACUACAGCUUUUUUCAACUUCUGUCCAUUUGCCUCAUUUCUAUAUAACUUCAAUCAUUUUAAUCAUCAAUAAGAGGGUGUUAAUCUCCAUUUCCAGAGGACUGGUGUCCCUCAGCCAUUACGUUUGGCCCUGAUGAAACACACCUGUCUCAGAUGGCUCAUUACCUGCUCAGCAUGAAGGAUGGUUGUCUAAAGUCCUACUGAUGUCUGAAUAUCUGUUUCAGAAAUGCUGACUUUGCAGGACUGCAGCCUUCUUUGAUUGGUGUUUAAAAUCUUUUGACUAAACUCUGAAAUCAACUGUGGAUAGAUUUAAAGUUUUUUUUUUUAUUGAUAAUAGGAUUCUUGUUUCACUGUCAUUUGCUGUUCAUAUUAUGCCAACAAACUUUUCCUUAAAAUAUAUAUAUUUUUAGAGCCGAGAAUAACAGGGAGAUACAAAAUGCAAAUCAGAGAAUCUGUAUUAAUCGUUAAGUUUUUUACUUGGUUAUUCACCAAACUCUCAGCUGUCUUGGAAAAUAAAAUCGGUACAAAUCACAGAAAAUGUGAAUGAAUAAUGAUCAAACAUUUUGCAAUAACACAAGA
This is a messenger RNA of Cyprinodon variegatus (sheepshead minnow), 1245 nucleotides long. RefSeq names its product glycoprotein hormone alpha 2 (gene gpha2). Gene Ontology annotation, cellular component: extracellular region. The record is from RefSeq and is a predicted model, not a curated record. Gene Ontology annotation, biological process: cell surface receptor signaling pathway. The transcript is spliced from 5 exons. Gene Ontology annotation, molecular function: hormone activity; hormone receptor binding. NCBI's taxonomy places the organism in Eukaryota, Metazoa, Chordata, Actinopteri, Cyprinodontiformes, Cyprinodontidae. Bases 176 to 577 code for a protein of 133 amino acids.